GGUGGCUACUGCUAGCUAGCAUGAGGACAAAAAGGGCAGUUUUCCGGAAAACUAGCAGUUUUUCAAUCUUCUCGAUGGAACAGUGUGGAUAAACGUAAAAUUGAGUACAGUUGUAUAUCCCAUCCAUGCGUUGAGAAUGACUGAUUGGGUUGGUUAUGGGUAUGCAGCACUCAUUGCAUCCGGAGGAGUGAUGGGCUAUGUCAAAGCACGCAGUGUCCCCUCCUUGGCGGCAGGUAUUCUCUUCGGCAGCCUAGCUGGUGUUGGUGCCUACCAGAUAUCGCAAGAUCCUACAAAUAUUUGGGUGUCUCUAGUCACAUCAGGAGCCCUGGCAGGUGUGAUGGGAAAGAGAUUCUACGGUUCCAGGAAGAUGAUGCCUGCUGGAAUGAUGGCAGCAGCAAGUCUACUUAUGGUGGGGAAGCUGGGUGUUGGAAUGCUGCUGCAGAAGCCCCAGGAGUCAUAAUGCACUGAAAUGAAGAAGACGUUCACAGACACUGAUGUCAAAAUCACUAUCCUCUCGUGCUUUUCUACGGUCUUAUAUCGUUCACCAAGAAUAUCAGUCAGAUAUGUGAAUGUUAUUUUUGGAAAAAUGUAUAAUUGAACAGUGAUUUAUAAAUAACAAGGACUGUCA
Molecule: messenger RNA, 628 nt
Organism: Salvelinus fontinalis (brook trout)
Lineage: Eukaryota; Metazoa; Chordata; Actinopteri; Salmoniformes; Salmonidae
Product: transmembrane protein 14C-like
Exons: 5
Coding region: 137-460 (107 amino acids)
Biological process (GO): regulation of heme biosynthetic process
Cellular component (GO): mitochondrial membrane
Source: RefSeq, a predicted model, not a curated record